UGGAAUACUUCGAUGAAAUCGAAGCCGCAUUGUAAAAUUGCAAUAAUUUCCAUAUUGAGGCGCUAAAAAUUAUCGGUUAAAGAUUUCCACGGAACAAGGCAAUAUCUGCCUUAGACCCGACUGAAUCAGGAGACCCAAGCGGUGUGCGCGUUGAGAGAGGAGCAUACGUUAAGCGAGUGUCCGAAACGCCGGCAAAUUGCUGGGACGAGACAACAACAAUAGAAAAUCGCAAUGACGUCGGCAAGAGAUUUGAUAAAAAUUGAUAUAGAAUGGGGCAUGGAGCGGCUGGUCAGGGCCCAACAGGUUGUGGAACUGCGGCCGUAUGACAUCGAGUCGUGGUCGGUGAUGCUCCGCGAGGCCCAAACUCGACCCAUACACGAGGUGCGCAGUCUGUACGAGUCUCUGGUUAAUGUAUUCCCCACCACGGCCCGCUACUGGAAGCUCUACAUCGAGAUGGAGAUGCGGAGUAGGUACUAUGAGCGCGUGGAGAAGCUCUUCCAGCGUUGCCUGGUCAAGAUUCUCAACAUUGACCUGUGGAAGCUAUAUCUUACCUAUGUCAAGGACACCAAGUCAGGGCUAAGCACGCACAAGGAAAAGAUGGCUCAGGCCUAUGAUUUUGCUCUGGAGAAGAUUGGCAUGGACCUGCACUCGUUCAGCAUUUGGCAAGACUAUAUUUACUUUCUGCGCGGCGUAGAGGCCGUCGGAAACUACGCAGAAAACCAAAAAAUAACCGCUGUUCGGAGAGUCUACCAGAAGGCGGUCGUCACGCCAAUUGUGGGCAUUGAACAGCUGUGGAAGGAUUACAUAGCCUUUGAGCAGAACAUAAAUCCCAUCAUAUCCGAAAAGAUGAGUCUGGAGAGGUCCAAGGACUACAUGAAUGCCCGACGGGUGGCAAAGGAACUGGAAUACCACACCAAGGGGCUGAAUCGAAACCUGCCCGCUGUACCGCCCACCCUCACCAAAGAAGAGAUCAAGCAGGUGGAGCUCUGGAAACGAUUCAUCACGUACGAGAAGUCCAAUCCGCUGCGCACCGAGGAUACGGCGCUGGUGACGCGUCGCGUCAUGUUCGCCACGGAGCAGUGCCUGCUGGUCUUGACCCACCAUCCGGCAGUGUGGCAUCAGGCCUCCCAGUUCCUGGAUACCAGUGCCCGCGUCCUCACCGAGAAAGGCGAUGUCCAAGCGGCCAAGAUAUUCGCCGACGAGUGCGCCAAUAUCCUGGAGCGUUCCAUCAACGGAGUGCUCAACCGGAAUGCACUGCUCUACUUUGCCUACGCCGACUUCGAGGAGGGCCGACUGAAGUACGAAAAGGUCCACACGAUGUACAACAAGCUGCUCCAGCUUCCGGAUAUUGAUCCCACACUGGUCUAUGUACAGUACAUGAAGUUCGCCCGGCGCGCCGAGGGCAUCAAGUCUGCUCGCGGCAUUUUCAAAAAGGCUCGCGAGGACGUCCGGUCGCGGUAUCACAUCUUCGUGGCCGCCGCCCUCAUGGAGUACUACUGCUCCAAGGACAAGGAGAUCGCCUUCCGCAUCUUCGAACUGGGCCUGAAGCGAUUCGGCGGCAGUCCGGAGUAUGUGAUGUGCUACAUCGAUUACUUGUCGCAUCUGAACGAGGACAACAACACGCGCGUCCUGUUCGAACGGGUCCUCAGCUCCGGCGGCCUGUCGCCGCACAAGAGUGUUGAGGUUUGGAACCGGUUCCUGGAGUUCGAGUCCAAUAUCGGAGAUCUAUCGAGUAUUGUGAAGGUGGAACGUCGUCGCAGUGCUAUCUUCGAAAAUCUUAAAGAGUAUGAAGGCAAGGAAACGGCCCAGUUGGUGGACCGAUACAAGUUCCUGGACCUCUACCCCUGCACCAGCACAGAGCUCAAGUCCAUAGGCUAUGCUGAGAAUAUUGGUAUUAUCCUGAACAAGGUGAGCGGCGGUUCCCAAAGCCAAAACAAUGGCGACGCGGAGGCUGACAGCGAGUCUGCUCCGCCGCUGCCGCGACCCGAUUUCUCCCAAAUGAUUCCAUACAAGCCGCGGCCGUGCGCCUAUCCAGGUGCCCAUCCGCUGGCAGGCGGCGUCUUCCCCCAGCCCCCGGCACUGGCUGCCCUGUGUGCCACUCUGCCGCCGCCGAACUCCUUCCGUGGACCCUUUGUCAGCGUGGAGCUGCUCUUCGACAUCUUCAUGCGGCUCAAUCUGCCCGACUCUGCCCCGCAACCGAACGGCGACAAUGAUCUGUCGCCCAAGAUCUUCGACCUGGCCAAGUCGGUGCACUGGAUCGUGGACACGAGUACGUAUACGGGUGUACAGCACAGUGUCACGGCCAUACCACCGCGCCGCAGACGACUCCUGCCCGGCGGCGAUGACAGUGACGAUGAGCUCCAGACCGCCGCUCCGCCCACCCACGAUAUCUACCGGCUGCGGCAGUUGAAGCGCUUCGCCAAGUCCAACUAAGACUGCCGUCGGAUUCCAAAUUCACGUUUUUUUUUAAACUAAUGCAUUUAUAAGAAAAUACACGACCGAAAGUUGAUGAAACCAUUAUA
Molecule: messenger RNA, 2522 nt
Organism: Drosophila bipectinata
Lineage: Eukaryota; Metazoa; Arthropoda; Insecta; Diptera; Drosophilidae
Gene: su(f)
Product: cleavage stimulation factor subunit su(f)
Biological process (GO): mRNA 3'-end processing
Cellular component (GO): nucleus
Molecular function (GO): protein binding; mRNA binding
Source: RefSeq, a predicted model, not a curated record